UUUUUUCUUUGUAUGAUAUUGUUAGUGAAAAUUUAAAACUAUUAAAAGAAAUUGAAAAAGAAAUUGAAAGAAUUAAGCCAGAUUACUCUUCUACUGAAAAAAUUAAUUCAGCACAAGAGUUCUUUUAG
Molecule: messenger RNA, 128 nt
Organism: Dentiscutata heterogama
Lineage: Eukaryota; Fungi; Glomeromycota; Glomeromycetes; Diversisporales; Gigasporaceae
Source: the annotation of a GenBank genome assembly